This is a messenger RNA of Oikopleura dioica, 987 nucleotides long. The record is from the annotation of a GenBank genome assembly. Lineage: Eukaryota; Metazoa; Chordata; Appendicularia; Copelata; Oikopleuridae.
AUGAGCUUGUUCGAUAUCGCUAAACAGAAUCCCUUCGGAAAACCCGUUGUUUCUGAUGCUGCUACCAGCUGUGAGUUCGGAUCCACCGAGUACUACUUGAAAUGUAUGAUCGGUGGUGCUCUCUCUUGUGGUCUUACCCACACCGCCGUCGUCCCAUUGGAUUUGGUCAAGUGCCGAAUGCAGGUCGACGCUGCCAAAUACCCAUCCCUCGGCAAGGGCCUCAAGGUCACCGUUGCUGAGGGAGGUGUCAAAGCCCUCGCCCGAGGAUGGGCUCCCACCUUCAUCGGAUACUCCAUGCAGGGAACCUGCAAAUUCGGUUUCUACGAAAUCUUCAAGAACCUCUACGGAAACGCCAUGGGCGAAGAGAACGCUUUCCUUUACCGAACAUCUCUUUACCUCGCUGCUUCCGCUUCUGCCGAGUUCUUUGCCGAUAUUGCCCUUGCUCCUAUGGAAGCUGUCAAGGUCCGAAUCCAGACCUCCGACUACGCCUCCACCCUUCGCGAGUGCUUCCCCAAGAUGCGCGCUGAAGAGGGCAACGGAACCUUCAUUCGAGGUCUCAAGCCUUUGUGGAUGCGACAGAUUCCAUACACAAUGAUGAAGUUCGCCUGCUUCGAAAAGACCGUCGAGGCUCUCUACCAGUACGUUGUCCCCAAGCCACGAGCUCAGUGCUCCAAGUCCGAGCAGCUCAUGGUCACCUUCGCUGCCGGUUACAUCGCUGGUGUCUUCUGCGCCAUCGUCUCCCACCCCGCCGAUUCUGUCGUCUCCGUCAUCAACAAGGAUCCUUCCAAAUCUGCCGGACAGAUCCUCAAGGAGAUGGGACCCAAGGGUGUCUGGAAGGGACUUGGUGCCCGUAUCAUCAUGAUCGGUACCCUCACCGCUCUCCAGUGGUUCAUCUACGAUGGUGUCAAGGUCGCCCUCCGUCUCCCACGACCACCACCACCAACCAUGCCCGAGUCGCUCAAGAAGAAGCUUGGCGUCCAAGAGUAA